Molecule: messenger RNA, 3906 nt
Organism: Aspergillus ibericus CBS 121593
Lineage: Eukaryota; Fungi; Ascomycota; Eurotiomycetes; Eurotiales; Aspergillaceae
Product: 5-oxoprolinase
Exons: 8
Coding region: 16-3906 (1296 amino acids)
Biological process (GO): glutathione metabolic process
Cellular component (GO): cytosol
Molecular function (GO): 5-oxoprolinase (ATP-hydrolyzing) activity
Source: RefSeq, a predicted model, not a curated record
CUCAUACCAUCCACCAUGCCAAGUGUAGCACCCCGUCCAAAGCUGCGUAUCUCUAUAGAUCGUGGCGGAACAUUCACCGACUGCAUCUGCAAAGUCCCCGGGCAAGAGGACAUUGUCGUGAAGAUUCUUUCAGUCGACCCCAAGAACUAUGAAGACGCUCCCACGGAAGCCAUCCGGCGCGUGUUGGAGAUUUACUAUGGCACCAGUAUUCCCCGGGGAACAGGGCUGGAUACGAAGGAUAUCGAGUCAAUCCGUAUGGGCACGACCGUUGCCACGAAUGCAUUGCUAGAGAGAAAAGGCGAGCGCACUGCUCUCCUAAUCACCGCAGGCUUCAGAGACUUGCUGGAGAUCGGCAAUCAAUCCCGACCGUUCAUGUUUGACCUGUCGAUCCGGAGGCCCGAGACACUUUACUCUGAUGUAUUCGAGGUGGAUGAGCGCGUGGCCUUGCGUAAUUGCGCUGAUACCGAUUUGCGAAGCAUGGAUCUGUCCUCGCCACGAGCAGAUAGAGAGGUUGUGGGCACUUCCGGAGAGACGGUGCAGAUCAUCAGGUCGCUAGAUGUCGAGUCCACCGAGCUUUAUCUCAGGAAGAUAUGCGCAGAAGGAUUCAGGUCGGUGGCAGUAUGCUUAAUGCACGCCUACACAUUCCCUGACCACGAACUGCAAAUUCGAGACCUGGCUAAGCAAAUCGGGUUUGAGAAUGUCUCGCUAUCUCAUGUCGUAUCCCAACGAACAAAGAUCGUGCCUCGAGGUAACUCCGCAGUGAUCGAUGGGUAUCUGACUCCAACCAUCGAACGAUACCUGAAGCAAUUCCUGACCAGCUUCCCUGAUAUCGAAAACUCGGACACAAAGCUGGAAUUCAUGCAGUCGGACGGUGGACUGGUCCCAGCCCAUAGACUCUCCGGACUGCACUCCAUUCUUUCUGGCCCGGCUGGCGGUGUUGUUGGGUAUGCACGAACCUGCUACGACGAAACCAACAAAGCGCCUCUAAUCGGCUUCGAUAUGGGAGGAACUAGCACAGACGUCAGUCGGUACGAUGGAGCCCUGGACCAUAUUUUCGAGACAACCACUGCAGGCAUCUCGAUGCAAACGCCGCAACUCAACAUUAACACGAUCGCUGCGGGCGGAGGGAGCAUCCUGUUCUGGCGCGACGGGUUGAUGUCUGUCGGUCCCGAGAGCGCGUCGUCCGACCCUGGCCCGGCAUGUUAUCGAAAAGGUGGACCGUUGACUGUCACAGACGCCAAUCUGGCGCUUGGAAGGUUAGUUCCGGAGUUCUUCCCCUCUGUGUUCGGUCCAAAUGAGGAUGAACCUUUGGACCGCGACAUUGUCAUUGCGAAAUUCGAAGAGUUGACUAUAACGAUCAACCACGACACCGGAAAGUCGAUGAACUGGGCUCAGGUGGCUCAAGGUUUCCUCGACGUGGCUAAUUCUGCCAUGUGUGGCCCUAUUCGAAGCCUUACCGAGGCUCGCGGGUACGAUACAACAAAGCACCACUUAGCAUCCUUUGGUGGAGCAGGAGGACAACAUGCAUGUGCCAUCGCCGAAUUACUCGGCAUUCAAAAAGUCCUGAUUCACAAGCACUCCUCGAUUCUAUCUGCAUAUGGAAUCGGAUUAGCCGAUGUCGUGCAGGAAGGCCAACGGCCCUGUGCGAAAGCAUACAACACCUCUAACCUACCGACCAUAUUUAACGACCUGGAAGACCUUUCUCAGUCAACCAAAGACCUGUUGGGCAAUGAUGGAAUACUGAAUGUUGACAUGGAGCGUUUCCUCAGCAUGAGAUAUGACGGAAGUGAGACAACCAUCAUGACUGAAGUAGAUCCAAGUCACGAUAUGUUGCAAUCCUUCAUCAACGCUCAUCACCAGCAAUUCGGGUUCACCCCUACUGACCGGCAGGUGUUUGUUGAUAGCAUUCGCGUUCGUGCCGUGGGCCGAGGGUCUUUUGAACCUCUCUCACCGGAGACUUCAAUUCCAACCUCUGGCAAACAGGACCUAGCGGAUAUCCCAACUCCGCAAUCUACUAAUCGGGUCUACUUUGCUCGGCUCGGAUGGACUGACACGCCUGUGUACAUUCUCAAGUCCAUCCCUCUGGGACAAAAGGUCCAAGGCCCAGCUCUUGUUGUCGACGAAACGCAAACCAUCCUCGUGGGACCUGGGUCGUCAGCAACCUCCGAGUCCGAAAAAUUGAUACUGGACAUCAAUGUCAGUGAAAAAAACCGCAUCGUGGCUGCUGAUACAAUCGACCCGGUUCAACUCUCCGUAUUCCGACAUCGCUUCAUGAGCGUGGCUGAACAAAUGGGCCGUGUAUUGCAGCAAGUCAGCGUGAGUGCGAAUAUCAAAGAACGCCUUGACUUUAGUUGUGCGGUAUUCAGUCCAGAUGGGUCCUUGGUGGCCAAUGCGCCCCAUGUCCCUGCCAUGAUCGGCAGUAUGGCUUUUGCUGUGAGGGGUCAGAUUGAAUUGUGGAAGGGAAAGUUGAAAACGGGAGAUGUGUUGUUAUCGAACGCUCCGGAGUUUGGUGGAACUCACCUUCCAGAUCUUACAGUCAUCACCCCUGUUUUUGAUGCCCAAGGAAAAGAUAUAAUCUUCUGGACAGCUUCACGUGGCCAUCAUGCUGAUAUUGGCGGCAUCCUCCCCGGAUCCAUGCCUCCCUCAUCCAAAGAACUAACCGAAGAAGGCGCGCUAUUCGAAUCCUUCCUCUUGAUCCGUGACGGCGUACUCGACGAAGCUGGACUUGCUCGGCUACUCUGCGAUGAGCCUGCCAAGUACCCAGGGUCCAGCGGUACGCGACGCUAUCAAGACAACGUGACGGACUUGAAAGCGCAAGUGGCCGCCAACCACUGCGGCAUCCGCCUCAUCCAUCAGCUGAUUGAGGAGUAUUCGAUGGAUGUUGUUCAGGUGUAUAUGAAAGCGAUCCAGUCCUCUGCUGAAACUGCCAUUCGAAGCCUCUUUAAACGACUGGCUCGGGAAUUCGAUGGCAAGGAGCUCACGGGAACUGAUUAUAUGGAUGACGGGACUCCGAUUUGCCUCAAGGUUACUCUCAAUGAGAGCGAUGGUUCUGCGGUCUUUUAUUUCACUGGAACCGGGCCUCAAGUAUACGGCAACUGGAACGCUCCCAUCGCCAUAACCUACUCCGCCAUCAUCUUCUCUCUGCGCUGCAUGGUCGAUUCCGAUAUCCCGCUGAAUCACGGCUGUCUCACGCCCGUUCACGUGCGCGUUCCCAAACCAAGUCUUCUCAAUCCAGCUCCCACAUCCGCCGUGUGCGCUGGAAAUGUCCUCACCUCGCAACGGAUCGUAGAUGUGAUCUUUAAGACUCUUCGUGUUUGUGCUGCGAGUCAAGGCUGCAUGAACAACCUCUCCUUUGGCAACGAGGACUUUGGAUACUAUGAGACUAUCGCGGGCGGUAGCGGUGCCGGUCCCACCUGGUCGGGGACAAAUGGAGUUCAUACCAAUAUGACGAACACGCGGAUCACGGACCCUGAGUCCCUGGAACGUCGGUACCCGGUGCUGCUGCGUCGGUUUUGCUUCCGAGGGGGAAGUGGUGGGUGCGGUAAGUAUAGGGGCGGAGAUGGCGUGAUUCGCGAUGUGGAGUUCCGAAUUCCCAUGAUGGCGUCGAUUCUCUCCGAGAGGAGAUCGUUUAGACCGUAUGGUAUGGCUGGCGGUGGCGACGGGAAGAGUGGGUUGAAUUUGUGGAUCAAGGGGGAUUCAGGGACACAGGUUUCGAUUGGGGGUAAGAAUUCGGUGGCGGUUUCAGCGGGAGAUCGUCUGGUGAUUGAGACGCCGGGAGGUGGAGGAUAUGGGAGGCUUGGAGGUGAUCCCGGGAUGAUAAUAGAUGGCGCAAAGGCGAGGCACGGGUUCGUCCCGAUUGCGAAUGGGUCGGUGGAGGCGACUAGGAGUCUGGCGGAGCAGGUGUAA